Messenger RNA from Myxozyma melibiosi, 354 nucleotides. Its product is annotated as Golgin subfamily A member 7/ERF4. The transcript has a single exon. The record is from RefSeq and is a predicted model, not a curated record. The annotation marks the transcript as partial. NCBI's taxonomy places the organism in Eukaryota, Fungi, Ascomycota, Lipomycetes, Lipomycetales, Lipomycetaceae. Gene Ontology annotation, biological process: protein targeting to membrane; peptidyl-L-cysteine S-palmitoylation. Gene Ontology annotation, cellular component: endoplasmic reticulum palmitoyltransferase complex.
AUCGUGCGCAUCCACCGCGACUACGCCACCCCGCGCGAGCGCGACACGCCCACGUUCGUCGACGCGUACCCGGGCUUCCCGCUCUCGCUCUACAUGCGCGAGGGCGAGUUUGCCGAUCUGAUUGCAGAAGUGAAUUACAUGCUCGACCUCGCGUUCUCGCCGCGCGCGUGGGGCAACGUCGUCGACGCGGUGCUCGGCGUCGCGAGUUGCUGGCUCAGCGAGGUGUUUUACAAGUCGUAUCAUAAGCGCAAGAUCCUCGAGCUCGAAGGGUUUCUCGAGGAGCUGAAUGCGGAAGUCUACGCGCCGCGCGGGAUCAGGGUGAUUUCGCUGCGCAGGUCGGCGUUCAUGUCGCUU